Molecule: messenger RNA, 1110 nt
Organism: Eremothecium cymbalariae DBVPG#7215
Lineage: Eukaryota; Fungi; Ascomycota; Saccharomycetes; Saccharomycetales; Saccharomycetaceae
Gene: SPN1
Product: transcription factor SPN1
Exons: 1
Coding region: 1-1110 (369 amino acids)
Biological process (GO): poly(A)+ mRNA export from nucleus
Cellular component (GO): nucleus
Source: RefSeq, a predicted model, not a curated record
AUGAGUAAUUUGGAAAGCAGUGGUAAGCUGGUUGAUGGAAUGGUUGAGGAAGUUGAGCAGGCGAAGGAUGGAUCGGUUGGUUUAAGUGAAGAGGGAACAAGCGGACAAGUUGUAGUGGAGAGACAGCGGAAGCAUAUUGACAAGGGUGAUUACGAUGAUGAGGAUGGGGCUGAGGUGAAUAGGAGAAGUGUUUUGAAUCUGCCGGUGACGAGUUAUUCGGUGGACAAUGGCGGGUUUGGGGAGGGUCUUGGGAGACGGCAGGUUUUAGAGGCGAAGAUGGAGCGGUUGUUGAAGAAGCCAAAGGUCAGGCAUUCGAGGCAGGAUGAGGAUGAUUUGGAGCAAUAUUUGGAUGAGAAGAUUUUGCGUUUGAAGGAUGAGAUGAACGUUGCUGCGCAGAAGGACAUUGAGACGUUGAAUCGGAGGUUAGAGACGGGGGAUAAUAGUCUUGUUGCUAUGGAGAAGGUUGUUUUGCUGCCAAAAGUGGUUAGUAUAUUGAAUAAGGCGAACUUGGCGGAUACUAUUUUGGAUAACAAUCUUCUGCAGAGUGUGCGGAUCUGGCUGGAGCCGCUUCCCGAUGGGUCUUUGCCGUCUUUUGAAAUACAGAAGUCGUUGUUUGCGGCGAUUGAAAACCUGCCUAUCAAGACUGAGCAUUUGAAGGAGAGCGGGCUGGGGAAGGUGGUUAUCUUUUAUUCUAAAUCGAAACGUGUGGAGCCUAAACUUGUGCGGCUGGCAGAUAGACUGGUUGCUGAAUGGACAAGGCCAAUUAUAGGUGCAUCGGACAACUAUCGCGACAAGAGGGUGUUCAAGAUGGAGUUCGAUGUCGAGAAACACAGAAAGAAGGCGGUGCUAGAUUCUGCCAAAUCCAAGAAGAGAAAGAAAACGGCAGUGGACGAGGAGAAACACAAGUCACUAUAUGAACAAGCUGCUGCAAGAAGAAACAGGGCCGCUGCACCUGCACAGACAACUACAGACUACAAAUACGCGCCCGUGAGUAAUGUCUCUAACGUACAGACGGGUAUCAGAACAACAGGCGUCGGUUCGACGUUAAAUAACAGCGACCUUUACAAGAGACUCAACUCCAGGUUAGCCAAAUCCAAGAAAUCCAAAUAG